This is a messenger RNA of Manihot esculenta (cassava), 1280 nucleotides long. RefSeq names its product protein SMALL AUXIN UP-REGULATED RNA 10. Bases 478 to 951 code for a protein of 157 amino acids. The record is from RefSeq and is a predicted model, not a curated record. NCBI's taxonomy places the organism in Eukaryota, Viridiplantae, Streptophyta, Magnoliopsida, Malpighiales, Euphorbiaceae. The transcript has 3 exons. Gene Ontology annotation, biological process: response to auxin.
CUCAACUCUCGGUUUCCAUGUAAGUAAUACUAAUUAGUAAUUACCACUAAUUUCUAUCUGCUCGCAUAUUCAGCGAUCGCAAUAUCCAUUGCAUUACAAUCCGCUAGCACAAGCAAACAAAGAACGGACUCGCCGAAACCGCCGGUGCAGCCAAUAAUUUAUUGCGAGCUUCAUUGAGGUUAUAAAACAAUCACCUGUUGAGCUUUUUGAUUCUACAGAAAGGAAAGAUAUAGUUUCUCUUGUAAAUUUUGAUUUCUCUCGCUCAAGGGAGCUCGCUUGCUCUGUUCUUUCCCCUGCCCCUCUCCAUUCUUCCGAAGCUACAAUGGCGUUUUUACUUUGCCUUUGCAGGUGUUGAUUCCCGCCUCAUUCUCAAUUUUUAGUGGAAGAGGAUCUGAUGAGACUUUGCAUGUCUGGAAUCAGAAGUCCUGAAUUCGGUUCUGGGGUUUUUUUUCCACUGUUGCGGUAAAAACUUUAGCAAUGGAUGACAAUGGUGGCAGCAAGUUGACGGGACUUCGGCAGAUUGUUAGGCUAAAAGAAUUUAUCCACAAGUGGCAAUCUGUUGCAAUUGGCUCGAAGGUAACGAGUCCCCAGGAGAGCAAUACACCUGGUGGCAUUCCCCCUGUGAUUAAUAGAAGGCUACUGAGCAUUAAGAAUUGUGAUUCAGACGACGAAAGCUGCCACAGCCCUGGAUCGCCACCCGAUGUUCCCAAAGGGUAUCUGGCGGUUUAUGUUGGGCCAGAGCUUCGGAGGUUUAUUAUCCCCACUAGCUACUUGAGCCAUUCUCUGUUCAAGGUUUUGCUACAAAAGGCUGAAGAGGAGUUUGGGUUUGAUCAUAGUGGCGGGCUCACAAUCCCAUGCGAGAUUGAGACUUUUAAGUUUCUCUUGAAAUGCAUGGAGCACCAUCCUAAAGAUCACCAACAUGACAGCACUGGUGAAGUCAUUAACCACUGAAGAAUAAUAAGGCUGGUUCUGUAGUGGUCGAGAUUUUAGGGCUGAUUAUAGAUGUUAAAGCUGGUUCUCCUUGUAUGCAGAUAUAUUUUCUUUUUCUUUUUCAGUGACAAAAAUAGGAAACUCUAGUUAGAUUUAAGGUUCAACAUCUAUUACUUUUGUUGGGAUGUGGCCUACAUCUGAUGCUUCAUCGAGUAUGAAACAGAUGUGUUGUUCAGGAAAAUUAUAUCAAAUAAUAUUUUGUAAUAUAUUUUCAGAAGAUCUGAACUUUGAAGAGAACAUUUCAUGAUCUUACAACAGUGGUACUUGAGACGUGUUCUUGUUUUAUUUCA